AUGGGUUCAUGUGCUGUGGAUGUCUUUCGGGUCCUAUUUUGCGGGCAGGAAUUCAAUUGGGGUUACAAAUUCACCAAAGAGGCGCUGCAAGAUGAUGCAGAGAUAGAGGUGUCCUGCUGCCCGCGUGAGGAGGUCGGACAGCACAUUGGAUCUACAGACUUGGCAGUGCCCCUGAUGGCCCGACUGGACUCUUACAUGCUUUCCAGAGCACCACGCCUGAAGGCGAUACUGCAGUAUGGAGUCGGCGUGGAAGGAAUUGAUAUCCCAGCGGCGACAGAGAGGGGCAUCUGGGUGUCAAACAUCCCGAGCGAGGGGACUGGGAACGCGCUCUCCUGUGCAGAAAUGGCAAUCUAUUUGACCCUGGCCUGCUUGCGCUCUUCACAUGCAUGCGCGGAGUCCAUUGCCGAGAGGCGAGUCGGCGUGCCACUCGGCCGCACCUUGUUUGGCACCAAUGUGCUCAUUGUCGGCUUUGGGGGCAUUGCAAAGGAGCUUCUGCCACGGCUGCGUCCAUUUGGGGCGCGGGUGACGGCUGUGCGGCGGAGCUCAUGGGGCCAGGCAGCGGAUGCGUCUGCAGAGGCCCUGCUGGAUGACAAGGGCGGCUGGGGUGACAUGCGCCGCUUUGCUGCUGGCGCUGAUGUCAUCAUCGUCGCCUGCUCCCAGGACAGCUCAUCCAUGGGCUUUGUGAACGAAGAUCUUUUGUCUGCCUGCAAGCGCGGCGUCAUCAUUGUCAACGUCGCCAGAGGUGGUCUGCUGGACUACAGUGCUGUGCGUGCUGGCCUGAAGAGCGGCCACAUUGGCGGCCUUGGCUUGGAUGUCCACUGGACAGAGCCAUUUGAUCCCCAGGACUGGGUAGCUCAGCACCCCAGGGUUGUUCUGACGCCCCAUGUGGCGGGCGUGACGGAGCUCAGCUAUCGAGCAAUGGCUCAGAUCGUUGCACAAGAGGCUCGGCGCCUUCAUCGUGGCCUGCCGCCCACCAUCCAGCUGGCUGCUGUCCCCCAUCCAAGAACCGGGGUUGCGACCAAACCUCAAAGCAGCUGA
Molecule: messenger RNA, 1038 nt
Organism: Coccomyxa subellipsoidea C-169
Lineage: Eukaryota; Viridiplantae; Chlorophyta; Trebouxiophyceae; Coccomyxaceae
Exons: 6
Coding region: 1-1038 (345 amino acids)
Molecular function (GO): phosphoglycerate dehydrogenase activity; NAD binding
Source: RefSeq, a predicted model, not a curated record